This is a messenger RNA of Wickerhamiella sorbophila, 1329 nucleotides long. RefSeq lists its product as hypothetical. The record is from RefSeq and is a predicted model, not a curated record. Gene Ontology annotation, biological process: DNA damage response. Gene Ontology annotation, cellular component: cytoplasm; nucleus. The transcript has a single exon. NCBI's taxonomy places the organism in Eukaryota, Fungi, Ascomycota, Dipodascomycetes, Dipodascales, Trichomonascaceae. Gene Ontology annotation, molecular function: phosphatase activity. The coding region runs from base 1 to 1329 and encodes 442 amino acids.
AUGACACCUCAACCAUAUUUGAAUAGCGAGACCGAUUCGUUUGCGAACGAUUCCUUGCUCAGACGAUGGCCCUCCAUUGUUAAUUCCUUGCUUGAAGCCUUUGAGAACGCAAAGUCGAGCGCCUCUAGUCCGGAAGCCGUCAAAGAAGCCGAGACGAUCGUUGGUCAGAUCAAGGGGCUUCUGAAGGAGCUCGAAAUUGCUGGCGAAAUCAAGCCUAUUCCCGAAGGAACAGACAAGGAUAUCGCUGUGUACAAUGAAUACCUCAAACGGUCGCCUGGAUUGACCUGGAAACAGGCCCCCUGGCUGUUCUCCGAAUGUCACAUGUAUCGUACGUUGCAGACCUAUUUCGAGUCUACGAGGCACUGGAAACACUACGAUAUGUUUGCAUCAGCUAAAGACGAGACUUUUUACAAGUCAGCAGACGCUGUCGGCACCUUGGCUGAACGUUACCUGCAAUUGAGCUCUGAGCUAGCCGAAAAGCCGGUCGAUACCGAGGCAUUGCGCAUCCUUUUUGACGAAUUUAUGAAAUCUUCCCUGUGGGGAAACGCUACAGACUUGUCAUUACUUGUGACCAUUAGUCUCGACGAUAUCAAGGCCCUGCAGGUUGCCGCUCACCACCGGGAGGGCGAUACGUUGUUGGUAAACGAUCAGGCCCAAGUUUGGAAACGAAUGACGUCGGCCUCUGGUGGCCGGGUCGACAUUGUGCUCGACAACGCGGGUUUCGAGUUCUAUACCGAUCUCAUAUUUGCUCUUUUCAUGCUCGAUACUGGACUGGCUGAGCAAAUCGUUUUCCACCCCAAGUCUAUUCCGUGGUUUGUUUCGGAUGUCACACUGCGUGAUUGGCAGCAAUUCGUUCCUCUCCUUUUGAACGGCAAGUUGUUCCCUUCGAAUCGCAAGGCAAUUGAGGCCGUAGUCGCCCGAGUCGCCCAUUACGAGGGCCAGAUUGUUUUCCGGCCAUCGACCUUCUGGACCUCCUACUGUUCCUUCUCGGAGAUCAACUCAAACGGCGCCAAUGGCGGAGCCCAGGUUUGGUCCGAUCUGAGGUCUUCCAAGCUUGUCUUCUUCAAGGGUGAUCUGAACUAUCGCAAACUGACGGGCGACUACCGCUGGCCCAGAGAAACUCCUUUUGUUGAAGCGCUUGGCGAUCUCGAUUACAACAACAUCAACCUCGUGACACUUCGCACAAUUAAAUCGGACGUGUGUGUGGGACUGCCGCCAAACAAGGAGCAGGAACUCAAAAAACUAUGGGCAGAAAAGCGCCCCGACCAGAAUUCUAAUGGCUGGAGUUGGAGCGGAAAAUACGCAGUUAUUUCAUAUGCCGGAAAAUAG